Molecule: messenger RNA, 2406 nt
Organism: Carcharodon carcharias (great white shark)
Lineage: Eukaryota; Metazoa; Chordata; Chondrichthyes; Lamniformes; Lamnidae
Product: multiple epidermal growth factor-like domains protein 9
Exons: 7
Coding region: 178-2355 (725 amino acids)
Biological process (GO): axon guidance; DNA integration
Cellular component (GO): basement membrane
Molecular function (GO): nucleic acid binding; extracellular matrix structural constituent
Source: RefSeq, a predicted model, not a curated record
GUGGCGAUUAUACUGAGUCUCCGGGUGCAGCGGACGCGCUGUCAGUUUCAGCGCGAGAUGCGGCUGCAGGGGAGACACGCUGCUUAUCAGACAGGGCAUUUCUGACCACACAUUGUCCCUGCUUGACGAGGAAUAAGCCAUUGAUUCCAGGAAUUAAAACCUGAGUUCGGAACUGCAAUGUUGCCGAUGGUCGGGAAAUUGGCGUUAAUAAUGAUGUGCUUGGCGUUGCCGGGACUGAGACAGGCAGCCGGCACUUAUAGAUGGAAUACUACAGAGGGAUACAAUCUCACCACCCUGCUAGACUUCCUAAAUAACACCAGCUUUCAGGAGGAGAUUUCAACUGCUACGGAAAGCUCAUUUGCAACAUCAACAGUACCUUCUACUAUUGUAACAACACAGUCCACUACCAUUACACCUACCACCGACCGGGAAUGGGAAGAAUUACAAGAGUAUAAAUGUAACUGCAGUAUUGUUGGAAGCAUCAAUGAAUCUCUGUGUAACACAUCAUCAGGGCAAUGUGAUUGUCUACCUGGAUACUUCGGUCUACAAUGCAGUGACUGUGCAGAAGGGUUUUACCGCAGCACCAUUAAUGGACAGUGCACUCUGUGUGGAUGUAAUGACACAGGAGCAGCAAACUCCCAAUGUGACAGAUGCACAGUGGAUUCUGGCAGCUUCAUCUCAAUGAGGACUCCCAGCCCCUCACCACACUCAUUACCCACUUUGGCAGACUCUGUUCCCACCGCCUGCUCUUUGGGAUCACAUCAGCACCAGAGAUAUUCCAGCAUACAAUGUCAGACAUUUUGCGGGGCUGUCAGGGUGCAGCAAAACCGCUUUGCAGUUAUAGAUGACCAUCUGGUCUAUGACCAAUGGCUGGCCAUCCCUGCUUUCCUGCAGCUAGAUGUCCUUCAAAAAAUACAUCAGGGUCACCUGGGCAUCACUAAGUGCAGGACCCAGGCCCAAUCCACCGCCCUGUGUCCAGACAUCUCCAAGGCGAUACAAGAGACCAUUGCGAGUUGCCAGGUUUGUGCACUGUGCCGGCAGGAUCAAAGGGAACCCCUCACCCCCAUGCAAUUCCCUCACAGGCCCCGGGAGAGGCUGGACAUAGACCUGUUUGUCUACAAUAGCAAAUCCUUCCUGAUAGUGGUGGACGACUUUUCCAGGUGGCUGGAGGUAAAGCAACUUUAUACGACUACCACAGCGACAGUCUUCAAAGCGCUAAAAGAUAUGUUUGUGAACCACGGCAUCCCGGAUGAGAUCAUGCCUGAUAAUGACCCACAGCUCUCCAAGGCAUACUUCACAUGCUUCCAUCACCGCACCAGCUCUCCAAGUACUGAAAAAUGCUUUUGCAAAGAUGGGGUGUCUGGCCUGAAAUGUAACCAGUGUCAAAUCUUACACUACAAGUUCAGUGAAGCUGGGUGUAGACCCUGUCAAUGCAACAACCUCUCAAAAGCAUGUGACCAUAUAACUGGCAUCUGUUUAAACUGCACUGGAAAUACCAAAGGACAUUAUUGUGAGAAGUGCAAGGAUAGUUUCUACAGGAAGCCUGGAGCCAACCAUACAGCUGUGUGUGAGCGUUGCCCUUGCUCAGUAGUGACAUCCAGUGGAAGCUGUCAUAUAGUGUCAGGCGAAGCAGUUUGUGACCAGUGCAACCCUGGUUACUUUGGCUCCAACUGUGAUGAGUGUGCUGAUGGGUACUACAAUUCAGACAGCAUCUGUGUGCGGUGUGAAUGCAACAACAACACCGACGUAGACAGCAAGCAACCGAUUUGUGACUCUGAAUCUGGGCGGUGCCUGAGCUGCACAUUAAAUACAACGGGCUUCAACUGUGAAAAAUGUGCGGAAGGGUAUGUAGGAGAUCCCAUGGCAAGGAACUGCCAAAUAGAAGUAACUACAGUGCCGACAAUAGCCUCCACUCCAACACCCACAUCUUCAACUACCAGCACAACAAUAUCAUCGUCAACUGUGGUUACAAACAGUACGUUAAGUGCAAAGACCCAGACAUUCCUGUCAACUUUAUUGAGCACAUCUCAAAGCACAGUGAGCACAGCCGAACCUAUGACACCAGAAAUAUCAUGGACUCAGUUUAACAUCGCAGUACUGGUGGUUAUUAUCGCUGUGGUGGUCCUUCUCAUGGGUUUUGUGGCAGGUGUCUAUGUUUACCGGGAGUACCGAAACCGGAAGCUAAAUGCUCCGUUCUGGACAAUAGAGCUCAAAGAGGAUAAUAUAAGCUUCAGUAGUUACCAUGACAGCAUCCCCAACGCUGACGUUUCGGGGCUGCUGGAGGAUGAUGUCACUGAAGUGGUUCCGAAUGGACAGCUGUCUCUUUCAACGCCAAUGAACUCGUACAAGAUAUAAAAAAAAAACAAAAAAAAAUCACUAAAACAUAGGAUUGGAGAAAGAACAACA